AUGUCAUCAGAGCCCGACCGAGUCUGUUCUUUCUGGAACAUGGCGGAAGCAGCCGAAUCUCAGAGAGAAGAUGCUGCUCUUCCUUCGUCUUCUCUCUCUGCACCCGCUGAGCUUUCUGUUGUGGAAGUGGCCGCGGGGCAGGAGAAGGAGCUUGUGGAGGUUAAGGCGGAGGUGCAGCCUGUAGAGAUCAAAAGCAAAGAAGCUGCAGAAUUGGUCCUUGGAGAGCUGGAGGAAUCGACAUCACAGGCCUGUGCAGCCAAGAAAAUAAAAAUAGAGAUAAAGGAUAAAAAAGAGAAAAAGAACAAAGUAGAUGAAGAUGAAAUUCAAAAAAUGCAAAUAUUAGUUUCUUCUUUUUCUGAAGAACAACUGAAUCGUUAUGAGAUGUAUCGCCGAUCAGCUUUUCCUAAGGCUGCUAUUAAAAGGCUGAUUCAAUCAAUCACCGGAACCUCUGUUUCUCAGAAUGUGGUCAUUGCUAUGUCAGGAAUUUCCAAAGUCUUUGUUGGGGAAGUGGUAGAAGAAGCACUAGAUGUAUGUGAGAAGUGGGGAGAAUCACCACCUCUACAGCCAAAACACAUGCGGGAGGCAGUCAGACGUCUGAAGACACGAGGACAAAUCCCCAACUCAAAAUAUAAAAAAAUUCUCUUUCAUUGAAGAGGCAGUAGAAUGGUGAACUUUC
This is a messenger RNA of Euleptes europaea (tarantolino), 676 nucleotides long. RefSeq names its product TATA-box binding protein associated factor 11 (gene TAF11). Gene Ontology annotation, molecular function: transcription coactivator activity; protein heterodimerization activity. Lineage: Eukaryota; Metazoa; Chordata; Lepidosauria; Squamata; Sphaerodactylidae. The record is from RefSeq and is a predicted model, not a curated record. Gene Ontology annotation, biological process: transcription initiation at RNA polymerase II promoter; RNA polymerase II preinitiation complex assembly. Gene Ontology annotation, cellular component: transcription factor TFIID complex; nucleus.